Cutaneotrichosporon cavernicola is the source of this 3252-nucleotide messenger RNA. RefSeq lists its product as uncharacterized. Gene Ontology annotation, molecular function: protein binding. Gene Ontology annotation, cellular component: cytosol. The transcript has 2 exons. The record is from RefSeq and is a predicted model, not a curated record. Bases 1 to 3252 code for a protein of 1083 amino acids. NCBI's taxonomy places the organism in Eukaryota, Fungi, Basidiomycota, Tremellomycetes, Trichosporonales, Trichosporonaceae.
AUGUCGAUGCACUUUGCUCCCCAGUGGGUCAAGCCCAUUAAGCCUACCGGAUCGGCGCUUGCGCCAGCAUCCGACACGCUUCUUGCGCAGGUUCCCAAACAGCCAGCCGCUCCCGUGUCACCCUUCCCCGCCCUGGGUCAGCCUCGCGCCGGCUCGCCUACGGCUGCCGCGUCCUCCAACCCGCCCCUCUCGUACUCGCGCGUCACUCACGCUCCCGCUUCCCCCUCGUUCUCCGGCGAAGGCUACUUCCCUCACGCUGGAGAUGGAGCGAACGGCGGCGCCAACCCCAGCCCCUACCCCUUCCGCUACUCGCGCGAGCAGAUCCUCGGCAUCUGGGACGAGGACAAGUUCAAGGAGCGCCCUAUCGAGCUCAUGCAGAUGGCGGAGACGGAUAAUGGUCAUGUGCUCGUGAGCAAGGCGAUCGUGCAGCCUGUCGGGCUGCGCGAGCUAUCCGAGGUGGAGAAGAGGAUCCUUUCGACUUCUGUUCACCCUCCUGUUGUGAGCCGUCGCCAGCCGCAGGCGCACACAGGCACUUCGCACGGGAAUAAUCCUGGCGAAGCUGCGCUCCCCCGUCGCGUUCCCCAGCCUGCGAUGAAGGAGACGACGAACCUCAACACUGCUCCAUCGCGCAGUACAGCUUUUGGUGGCUUUGGACGCGGCGAGGGCGGUGCGUUUGGCGGCUCCAAAUACACCAGUGGUGCUUUGGGCGAGGGCCGCCAGCCAGGCGCCAUCGGCGGCGGGUUUAGCGGGGUGGGCAGGCGGACCACACGUCGUGAGGAGGACCCCACUCGCCCUUCCCCGGCUUCGGCGGCUCCCUCGUGGCGCUCUGUUCGCAACCAGUCGGGCACUUUCGAAGGUGUCCUGGGCUUCGGCAACUCGUCAGUUGCCCCGACCAUUGACCCCGCUCCAGCCAACGGCCGCCAGGAUAGCGAUCGCGGUUGGGGUGCCGCCGAAAAGCAGUGGCGCGCGGCCCCCAACGACGAGCGGCCCCUGAGCAUCCCUACCACCGAGCCGUCGACGCAGUCAGUCAUUGCCACCGCGUCGGCAACGCCAGUGGGGGAGCGUGACGCGCAACUUCGCGAGAACACUCCCGGCCUUCGCAGUGGCACACAGACCCCUCAGGCGCAGGAAACUCAAGACCUGGGUAACGUCAACUGGUACUACCGUGAUCCCAACGGCCAGGAGCAGGGUCCGUUUACUGGCACCCAGAUGCACGAGUGGUACUCGCACUCGUACUUCCAAGAUGAGCUACCUGUCCGCCGCGAGAACGAGACGUCUUUCCACAAACUCUCGGAGCUCAAGGCAAACACCAACACCGCUGUCCAGCCGUUCCUCGCGCCGGUGCGCCCUCGCCUUCCCCCCAACCUCCCGAUCCCCGUCUCCGCGCUCCAGGCUCCAGGACCAGCGGCAGGCAGCGCACCAUCCACGGGCGGCCUGAACGACACGUUUGGCCGUCUCAACAUGGGUAACCUUCCGGCACCGCAGCCCCAGUACCACCCCAAUGCGUACCAGGGUGGCCAGUUCGGCCAGCAGGCUCAGUCCAACAACCAGUUCACUUCAGCGCCCCUCGGUAGCCAGCAGUGGAACCCGGCUCCUGGCACUCAGAGCCCCGCUCGAGUCAACGGCGCGUACGGCUCGAUCGGUCCCCAGCCUGCAUACUCGCCCUACGGCGGCCCCAUCGGUACCCCUCCCAUCCAACGUCCGGAGGUGUUUGCCUCCCCCAUCGGCCAGCCCUCGCCUUGGAGCGCUGCGACUGCCAACCCCGCCAUCCACUGGCAACAGCAGCCUGUCCAGCAGCAGAUGCCGCCAGUCCCGAUUGCUCACCAGCCUCAACAGCAAUUCAUCCAGCAGCAGCCCACGAUUCCCCAGCAGCACGCUACUACGGAGCCGUCGUACUUCCCGCCCAUCGAGGACAUCCUCCCCGAGCAGACCGCUCCGACGGAGGAGUACGACGACGCGCAUGACGAGACUAUGGUCGAGGACUACCUGGACUCGGACCACGAGUUUGAGGACGACCUCCUGUCCCAGGCUGAUGUCCAGGAGGAGCAGGAGCAGGAGCAGGAGCAGGAGAUCGUCGAGAAACAGCCUGGGGAGAAGGAGGAGCUUGCCCAUAAGCCUGCUCCGGCCUCCGUCAGGGCCAAGACGCCCAAGUCCACCCCUCGCAAGGCCGCGAACGAGCUCACUCCGGCUCAGGCGUCCAAGCUCCCUCCUCCUCACGCUUCUCUUCCUCCCAAGCCUACUGCCGCGCCCAUCAUGAGCGACGCGAUCAAGGAGCUCUCGUCGCCGCCGCCCGCUCUUGCGAUGCCGGUCGAGAGGUCCACACCCAAGGCUGCGCCUUGGGCCACCGCUGACAAACAAGCCCACGGUCCGUCGCUCCGCGAGAUCCAGGAGGCGGAGGCUCGCCAGUCGGCCGCCCGCAAGCAGGCCCGAGUCGAGGCACGCGUUGCAUCGCAGGCCACUAUCGUAUCCUCCAACGAAGACCUUCCGACUUCCAUGACGUGGGGUCUUCCCUCCAGCAAGGGCUCGGUUCCCCCUCCUUCGUCGUCCACGCCUCCCACGCCCGCGUGGGGUGGUGGAUCCGAAGGCCCUAAGAAGACCCUCAAGCAGAUCCAGGAGGAGGAGGAGCGCCGCAACCUGAAGCUCGCGCGCCAGCAGCAGGCAGUCGUCACGGCCGCCACACCGACUACCAAGCGCGGAUACGCCGACUUGGCUGCGACUCACGCUCCGACGCCCGCACAGGCUGCUGCCGCCGCCGCUGCGGGUUGGACGACCGUGGGCGCCGGUGGCAAGAAUGCAGCGACGCCCGUCAAGCCCGCUCCCCUCCCUCCCAAGCCGGUCACCACCGUUAAGCCUGUCGCGGCUGUCGCCAAGCCGGCGGCCAAGGCCCCCGUCGCCGACGAGCAGCCAAGCAUCGAGUUCAUUCGCUGGACCAAGCAGGCGCUCACGGGUCUCUCCGUGCCCGUCGACGACUUUAUCUCGAUGCUCCUCACCUUCCCCGUCGACCCGCCGGCGUCCAGCCGUGGCGAGCAGCAGGAGAUUAUCGCGGACUCGGUGUACGCUAGCAGCUCGACGCUGGACGGUCGCCGCUUCGCGCAGGAGUUUAUGACGCGCCGCAAGGCUGACGCCAAGCGCGACACGUCCAAGCCUGUCGCCAAGAUUGGCAGCCUCGCUGACGUUGUCAAGACCCAGUCGAAGGCGCCAGCGGCGGAUGUUGGCUUCAAGGUCGUCAAGGCCAAGAAGAAGCGCUCUUAG